AAAAUAAAUUAUUUUAGCUUGAUACUUAAUUACAAGAAUCGAUAUCCAAAAACUAUAGCUACAUUGCUCUACUUCAUUGCUACAUAUCCUGAUGAAUACUUAUUCAUCAUCCAAAUUAAUUCAAUUCUCCAUCAAGAAAUCAAUAUGUGUUCCUCCAAAUCAAAAUUGCAGCAGCAGGAGCCUAAUCACGCCCCUCUCUUAGAAAGGCGCAACAUAUAACAAAUUAAAAUAAGAGAAUAUACACAAUUAGAAAAAUUAGACCUUAUCCAUUACUAGUUUCGAAGAUGAGCAGAGGUGUAAAUGAGGCUACAAGAAAUUGUUCAUGUACCUCAAAAUACCGAAUCAAGAUAAUUUAAAAAAAAAAAAAAAAAAUCGAGAGUACAAACAACCAAAAGCACCAGUAAAAAUCAAGAUAAUCAGUCCCGCCCCGAACUCCACCGGCCUCGACAGGAUCAGACCCGCCCCGGUCACCGUGAAGAUCUUUGGAAAUCGAGGAGAGGGAUGGCAAAUUUGGGGAUCUAAGGUUUGGAAGAAACGGCGAAAUCACCGGAGAAGAAAGGAGAAGGAGCGGUCGCCUUGUUCUUCCCCGGCGAAAUCGCUGGAGAUAAGGAGGAUAGAGGCGGCCUUGAUGUCCGGCGCUUGGGCUGGUCAGCGAUGAUAGGAAGGAGAGGAAAGAGUAGAGGGAGACGACAGAACUCUCUAGAGAGAGAAACUGAAACGAAAAAUGAAGGAAAAAGUAAAAAUGUUUCCAAUCACGCCGUACGCCACAAAGUCGAUGUACAACUUGCAAACCAGAAUGCACAACUCGUGGAAGAAGCUCCUCCUCCUCUGCACCCCAUUUUCGUGCACGUCUUCUGCAUCACAACAACUCAUCACUACCACACCAUUUGCAUGAAUUUUGAGCUCAAACUUUAAAUUCCACUCGGAUUUGACAAAUUCAUUCGGUAUACAGACUCACAUACGUAUACCUUUUGAUUUUGAUCCAACUCUAGUGAGCUAAUUAUGGAGUUGGUCUGCUCAAAUUGUGCACACAUUUCAUCAUCGUUGCUGCCGCCGGCGAUUGGUUAUUCAAAGAGCCAGCUGAAUUAUGUGAAGUUGAACCGGAAGUCUUCAUCGUCUAAAGAUAGAAGCAGAAGGCGGGCGGCCGUUCGAGCUCAGAAGAGCGAUUCGUUGGUACAAGUCGAUAAGCUCCUCGGCACAAGCAGUAACAGCGCGCAGGACCAGCUCGAUAUUGAACGUGGUGUUUGUGUUCCCUUCCGGAAGUACACACCUCAAUCAGUGAGGAACAAAGUACUGGAGUCAAGAGGUGCAAUAUUAUCAUUAAUUGGUCGAGGAGUUGAAAUAGUGUGGAAUUUGGGCUUCUAUUGGUCUACCUUGUGGUAUGAUUUUCUUGUUGGUCGAGAUGAAGAAGUUGUUCCUUUCCGUGCCCGCCAACUGAGGAAUCUCCUGUGUGACUUGGGCCCUUCUUUCAUCAAAGCUGGGCAGGUGCUUGCUAAUAGGCCUGAUAUUAUUAGAGAGGAUUACAUGAAUGAACUAUGCAUCCUUCAAGAUGAUGUUCCCCCUUUUCCUAAUCAGGUAGCUUUUGACAUUAUAGAGGAGGAGCUAGGUCAACCUCUUGAGGCGGUUUUCAGCAAAAUUUCGUCACAGACAAUUGCAGCGGCUAGCUUGGGCCAAGUUUAUCGAGCCACUCUCCGAUCAUCUGGAGAGGAUGUUGCUAUUAAGGUGCAAAGGCCUGAGAUAGAGCCCAUCAUUUAUAGAGAUCUUUUCCUUUUUCGUACUCUAGCAUCAUUCCUGAACGGCAUCAGCCUGCAAAAACUGGGUUGUAAUGCAGAGCUUAUAGUUGAUGAAUUUGGUGAGAAGCUGUUGGAGGAGCUUGAUUAUACCUUGGAAGCCCGUAAUAUUGAGGAUUUCCUUGAGAACUUUAAGGAUGACCCUACAGUUAAAAUUCCUGGUGUUUAUAAGCAACUUUGUGGUCCACGCGUGUUGGUCAUGGAGUGGAUUGAUGGAAUCCGAUGCACAGACCCCCAGGCUAUCAAGGAUGAAGGAAUUGAUGUAAAUGGGUUUCUGACUGUUGGAGUGAGUGCUGCACUGCGGCAGUUGUUAGAGUUCGGUCUAUUUCACGGAGAUCCACACCCAGGAAAUAUCUUUGCCAUGCGCGAUGGACGAAUUGCUUAUGUUGACUUUGGAAAUGUGGCUGUCCUCAGUCAGACAAAUAAACAAAUCCUUAUAGAUGCUGUUGUCCAUGCUGUAAAUGAAGAUUAUGCUGAGAUGGCCAACGAUUUUACCAGGCUUGGUUUUCUAGCUAGUGGAACUGAUGUCUCCCCCAUAGUUCCAGCUUUGGAAGCCAUCUGGCAAAAUUCUGUUGGGAAAGGGCUGUCUGACUUUAAUUUCAGAAGCGUUACAGGCAAGUUCAAUCAGCUAGUUUACAAUUAUCCUAUCCGCAUUCCAGAGAGGUUCUCUCUUGUUAUUCGCUCUUUAUUGACUCAAGAAGGAAUUUGCUUCACCCUACAGCGUGAUUUCAAAUUUUUAGAGGUCGCAUAUCCUUACGUGGCAAAACGGCUCCUCACAGAUCCCAAUCCUGCAUUGCGUGAACGUCUUAUUCAGGUUUUGUUUAAAGAUGGGGUUUUCCAGUGGAAACGACUUGAGAACCUAAUUGUUCUAGCAAAGGAGAAUGUGGCAAAGAUGAGCAGCAACCCUGCAUUCACGCAAAGGUCUAGACAGCAACAAGUUGAAAAGAAAUUGGACCUCACAGACACCAUCAAGGAUGGAACUCGUCUCUUCCUGCUUGAUGAAGGAAUUCGUAGACAGCUUCUUCUUGCUCUUACUGAAGACUCCAAACUUCAUAUUCAAGAGCUCGUAGAUGUGUACAGACUGCUCGAGGACCAGAUUGAUGUACCUUCAGUAGCUCUGCAAGUCGCUCAAGAUCUUCCUUCUGUUGCUCGGGAUGUAAUGCUCUCGUGGAGCGCGUCGGUGUUAUCCGACAGAUGAGCUCGAUUUUGGUACUGUACUGCUCCUUCCUGCCUAAAAUCUAAUGUUUUCGUUUAGUUGCAGGAGUGUAUAUCAGUUUAAUUAACAUUUGUAUAUAACCAACAAUUUUCUAUAUAUAGUAAAAUGAGGUGGUCGAUCUAUUUAGAUA
Messenger RNA from Salvia miltiorrhiza (redroot sage), 3136 nucleotides. RefSeq names its product protein ACTIVITY OF BC1 COMPLEX KINASE 1, chloroplastic-like. Gene Ontology annotation, molecular function: protein kinase activity; ATP binding. The transcript has 15 exons. Gene Ontology annotation, biological process: protein phosphorylation. The record is from RefSeq and is a predicted model, not a curated record. NCBI's taxonomy places the organism in Eukaryota, Viridiplantae, Streptophyta, Magnoliopsida, Lamiales, Lamiaceae. The coding region runs from base 1003 to 2988 and encodes 661 amino acids.